UUUUGAGCAUUUUAGCGUGCUUAUGUUAGCUUAUAGCUACAUACAGGAGUGCAAGGGCAACAUCUAGCCUUUUAAUACUUAAAUUAAUGAUGUUUGUGUGAUAUUUUACUUAAUUUUAAUUGACUUUAGGUGGAAUAAUUAAAUAAAUAAGCUUAGCUAAGAGUAGAACAGAGCACAUUUUGUAUAACAUUAACCCAACAUUAUUCAUUAGCGCUGAGCCAUUUCGUGUUUCUUCUCAAAUUAUUUUAUAUAAUUAGAUGGCUCCAUCAGAACAGAUGUGAUUGUACAUGCCUGACUGUUGGUGAACUUCUUCCGUCACUACCAGGUGUUCUCUUUAAUGGCAACCUUCCAUAGCAGGCAGGUACUUACGUAACCUGGGUUUAAAGAAAUUUAAGGGUGUGUCUUGUUAUGAAACAGGAAUGCACAGGUCAAAGUAGUCGACCAAUGUGAUUGUGUGCGCAUAAUAACUGGACUAAGUCAACUGGCAGUAUCAUUUUUUCUAAAGAAGGGAGUUUACACCCCCUGAUAUUUUAACUUUUAAGUGUUUUUAAUGUGAAUCCAGGGACAGAUAUCCACUGAGGAGGAGGAGGAGGAGGAGGAGGAGGAGGAGGAGGAAGUUAUCCUCAGGUUACAUUUCACGGAAACUGAAAGUGAAACUGGAGAGUGGCUGGAGAUGAGAAGAGCAGCUAUCACACAUUACACCCUGUCAUCAUUUGCAACAGACGCUUCCUGAACACAGGUGCAGUUUGUGGUCUUUAGUGACCUCUGGUAGUGUGGACGCAGAUUGUGACCAACUGAACACCCCUCAUCACACCUUCCCCUAAAGAGGUCGCUAAGAAUGGGUAUCUAAGACUGAGACGAGUGAGAAAUGGACGGAGAGGACAGAGGUGUGAGCAGUCCGACUGGAGCAAUGAGGCGAACAGACAACGCCAGAAGAAGGUCGACGCCUUCUCACCUCACUCCAGCAAGGCAGAAACCGAAGGUUCAGCAACAACAAGCAGAGGAGGCGCCAGGAGCGGUAGAGGAGCUGUUCGACGUCUCCGCGGAGCUGGCCAACUGGAUCAAAGUCAGCGCCAAAGACCUGAGGCUCCGGCAGACGGACCGCCGCUGGGCCGCAGAGGUGGUCAACGACUUCAGAGAGAACUUGCUGAAGUUCCUGAGGAGCAGCAGCGAUCAGCCUUUCUUCCAGUCAGCUGAGUUCCUCACCACCGGCAGCUACUUUGAGAGAGUGAAGAUCCACAACCCCGAUGAGUUUGACAUGAUGCUGAAGCUUCAGGUGCCGUCACGCCUCAACAUGACGGAGCUCGACGGCGGCCUCUUCUACCGCCUGGAUUUUGCCCGGCCGACUCGGAGCCCCGUACAAGUCUUUCUUCUUGAGAAUCAGCAGCUUUCAUCCAGCAAGAUCCUGACUGAGAUGUUUCGCCUCAUCCGCAAGUUCCUCAAGACCUACAAAGUGCCUGAUGAUUGCUGUCGCUGGGAGGUGAACAGGAAGCGUCCGAACUCUCCGGCUGUGACUUUGUCUCUGUUGAGGACUGAAGCCGACAGUGACGAGCUGAUCUCUGUGGACGUGGUUCCGGCUCUGGAGGUUCAUCCCUCUCAGGGCUGGCCGCUCGCUGUCCGUAACGGCCCAGAUGUGGAUAACUGGCUGGGAAAGAAGAUUCGCCAAGAAAUCAGAAGUUUACCCAUUUACUUUGUACCAAAGAGGCUCAAAGGACGAAACCUCAGCGAGGAGGCCAAAGAGAGCUGGAGGAUUUCUUUCUCCCACAUCGAGAAGAAAAUCAUCACGAGCCACGGCAACAAGAAAACCUGCUGUGAGAGCAACUCCACCAAAUGCUGCCGUAAGCAGUGCUUGAUGCUCCUCAAGUCUCUGAUUGAGGGCCUGAAACAACGUUUUCCCAAAGAACUGGAGGACCUCUGCUCGUACCACGGGAAAACAGCCUUCCUCCACACCCUGUCCCACAGGUACAACGACUCCAUGUGGGCUCGUCAGCAGCUUCCUUCCUGCUUCCUGCACCUCCUCGGGGCUCUGGAGGACCACGCACGCAGAGCCGACCUCCCUCACUUCUUCGUCCCCAGCUGCAACCUCUUCUCCCCGGCCGUCUUCCCCAAGAAAUCCCUGGCUUUCCUCGUCAGAGCCCUGGAGGAGCAGAGGAAGGCCGGCCUGCCUCUGCUGCAGCCUCCUGCUCCCAUGAGAAUCAGGAGUCUGUCUGCAGAUUUACCCACAGAGAUGUCUGCAGAGAAGUCUCCAAGAUUGGUUUCAGUUUACUCCCUGAAAAAAAUGGUCUUCGGGUUUGCUGUAGCCGGAACACUGGUUUGUGUCCUAUUUAGUAUGUAAGUGAUGGGAAACAGAUAUAAAAUGCAGACUUAAAAUGUAUGUUAAUGAGGUAAAACAGGGAAUGAAUGCUGUCAUCCUGUAUGCAAAGGUCUGGAGAAGAAGAGUUUUUAACUUUGAGGCCAAGAAGCAACACAGUUUUAUGAGUAUCCAUGAUAGUUAUGUAAAUAGUCUGUGAUAAUCCUAAUUGAAUUUUAUUCUAAUUUAUCAGUCAUGUCAUCAGUGUAUAACUGAUGACAUGAAUAAUCUAACUAUCUCAAAUAUCAUAAAUUCCAUGGGGAUAAAGAGGGUUUGUAAUAUUUGUAAUGUGAAAGUUUUAGAAAUGUUUCUUGAAGAUCUUGAGCAACUUUUCAGAAAGACUCGCCUUUAGAAAUCUAUCAACAAUUUGUGACACAAUUAUUUCCCCAGUUCUUUCAUUCCUUAUUAUUUUAGAUCAGCCACAGCCUCAUAUCAUAUCUGUGCAAUAUAGUUUUAUGUUUAUUUGGUAAUUUAAGAAUUUAAGUCACUUUUUGUGUGUUGUUUUGGUGUUUUCUGGGUUUUGUAACUUUCAAUGUACUGUUACCUUCUGUAAAUUAAAAAAUAUAAAAAAUAUAUAAAUAUAUAUACACACACACACACACACACAUAUAUAUAUAUAUA
Molecule: messenger RNA, 2971 nt
Organism: Acanthopagrus latus (yellowfin seabream)
Lineage: Eukaryota; Metazoa; Chordata; Actinopteri; Spariformes; Sparidae
Product: cyclic GMP-AMP synthase
Exons: 10
Coding region: 869-2335 (488 amino acids)
Biological process (GO): paracrine signaling; positive regulation of defense response to virus by host; DNA damage response
Cellular component (GO): site of double-strand break; cytosol; nucleus
Molecular function (GO): 2',3'-cyclic GMP-AMP synthase activity; chromatin binding; double-stranded DNA binding
Source: RefSeq, a predicted model, not a curated record